AUGCUUGGCAUAUUGUAAAAUAAACAACGCAACCAUGAGUGCGGAGGUAAAUAAACGAGGAGUGGUAUUGACUUUAUUAAUCCUCUCAAGUAUAUGUUAUAUUUUAUACUCCAACAGUGAUGAAAUUCAAAGCGAUUCAGCAAUUCAAGUGGAUGCACUAUCGAUGAUCAAAGCAAAACAGAAACUUGAUAAAUUAGGACCUGAGUUGGCUGAUAAUGAAAAGGACGAAGUCGAUCCAGAAAUAGGACUUGACGUUGAAUAUGUUGAAGAUUUUGUUUUAAUUGAUGGAAUCAAUGUGUUUUAUUCAUAUGCAAUGAGUACGGUAAAGAAUCAGCCACCACCAAGGUUUGCAGUGUUAUUAUUACAUGGUGCGGCCUAUGAAGCAAACACAUGGAAGUCACUAGGAACGUUGCAGUUUCUUGCGAAAUCUGGUUACUUUCCUAUUGCUGUUGAUCUUCCUGGUUUCGGAAAGACAAAAGCAGACAAACGCAUAGAUCAUGAAGAUGCUUUUUUGUCAAAGUUAAUUAAAGCAUUACCUCAAACAGACAGGCCUGUUAUUAUUUGUCCUUCCAUGAGUGGCAGAUAUGCUUUGCCAUUCAUGUUUAAACAUAGAGCAGAACUACGUGGCAUUGUACCGAUUGCACCAAUUAAUGGUAAUCAUUACAAAAAAGAAGAAUAUGAACAACUACACAUUCCUGCUCUGAUUUACUAUGGAUCAUUAGAUGAGCAUGGUGCUAAAACUAGUAAUCUCAUGGCCCAUAUUCCUGGUAGUAGGAUAGUGGAGGUCCCAAAUGGCAUGCACCCUGCUUAUUUGGAUGAUUUAAUCCUAUUCCAUACUGAAGUGAAAAAUUUUCUCGAUAAUGUUUAUAAAAAAGAAAUGGCUUCUUGAGUGUGUCUGAUUUUAUUUGCACAUAUUAUUAUAUGAUGUUUCCUAAUUGGAGCAAUAAUUCUACAAAUAACAGCCUUGCUUACAUAUGGGUGGUGGAAAUGGUACUAUAAAAUACAUCUAAGCCAGUAUUUGGUUCAAAAAUAUAACCAAUGUGUCCGAUUUUAUUUGCACAUAUUAUAUGUUUCCUAAUUGAAGCAAUAAUUAUACAA
Messenger RNA from Styela clava, 1098 nucleotides. RefSeq names its product putative protein-lysine deacylase ABHD14B. Gene Ontology annotation, cellular component: cytoplasm. NCBI's taxonomy places the organism in Eukaryota, Metazoa, Chordata, Ascidiacea, Stolidobranchia, Styelidae. The record is from RefSeq and is a predicted model, not a curated record.